Molecule: messenger RNA, 1098 nt
Organism: Penicillium digitatum Pd1
Lineage: Eukaryota; Fungi; Ascomycota; Eurotiomycetes; Eurotiales; Aspergillaceae
Source: RefSeq, a predicted model, not a curated record
AUGUGGCUCUUUCGUGGCGCUCAGUCCGCAGUCUUCUACUAUGCCUCCUGCACCCCCUGUGCCGAAAAUCAUGAUCGUUGGAAACGUAGACAAGAUGCAUCCCGGGUCCAGCGGGAGAAGGAGAAGGAACGACACAACAACGAAAUCAUCACCGACCAACCCCGUCCAUUCGCACAACCAACACCUUUCAGUACUAAUGUAGGGUGGCGAGAGGAAAUCGCCCUGGGCCCUGGUCCUCCCGUCCGGCGGGGUGGUCACCGCAAUGUUCAACGAACGGACAGUUUCAAUACCGACCGGCGCUCACAACUCAAGAAAGACAAGAGUAGUGGCCUGAUGCACCCGCUUGGUGAGAAAUGGAAAUCAAUGCGGUACCAACGGGAAGACGAGCCACUCUGGGGGCAACAAGAAGUCCGUGGAUCGUCGAUUGGAAUUUCUGGACGUGGUCGUGCAGACCCAAAUGAACCGUCCAAGUACUACACCCCGCGCGUGCCACCUGUGAACGACCUCCACCCACCGAUUGUCAGUGGACCACGUAGCCGGGCCGAAACCAGAUGGAUGCUCCAGCCACCACCAAGUGCCCGAGUGAUGGCUGGCAAGGCAGACGUCAAUUCCGUCACUUCGCCAACUAGUGAGAAUUUCCGGGGAUUUGGGACCAUUCCCCCUGCCUCCAAGAGCGCAGCCAGGGAGAACGACACUGGAAGAAUCAGCGAGGAGAGUGGCGACGAGGCUUUUGAUGACACCACUCAGAACCAUCGAACUCAUCGGCCAUCGCUGACUCGACUCAGUAUCGACUCCGAUGGUCCAGGCCUAGAACCACACUCUCGAAGUGAUUCUAUGUUCUCUACCACCAACUCGGAUGAUUCCCCGAGUCUGGAAUGGAAAUACCCCGACACCCCCGCAUCCCGCCCUCAAUCGAAAGCUACAGAUGACGAUGACAAGUUCUACCGUCCACACCUCUCGAAGGCUCUCUCCACAAUGCACAGGGACGACAAGAAGGUCCACAUGCUACACCUAGAGAUCAGCGAUGAUAAUCGCGAUGAGAUUGGCCUGGGUCAAUUACAGGCUACCCGUCCAUGGCGUUGGAGCAUGGAUAUCUAA